Messenger RNA from Ylistrum balloti, 5066 nucleotides. Its product is annotated as inhibitor of growth protein 5-like. Gene Ontology annotation, cellular component: nucleus. NCBI's taxonomy places the organism in Eukaryota, Metazoa, Mollusca, Bivalvia, Pectinida, Pectinidae. The transcript is spliced from 7 exons. The record is from RefSeq and is a predicted model, not a curated record. Bases 25 to 765 code for a protein of 246 amino acids. Gene Ontology annotation, biological process: regulation of DNA-templated transcription.
AUAUAUGUGAAAAAAUCUGCCGAAAUGGCGACUGCUAUGUAUCUUGAACAUUACUUGGACAGUCUAGAGUCCUUACCAACUGAACUUCAAAGGAAUUUCAAUCUGAUGAGAGACCUAGAUCAGAGAUCACAAGACCUGAUGAAGGACAUUGACAUGAUGGCUGAUGAGUAUUUGGUGAAUGUUCGUGGCAUGACGACAGACAAAAGAACAGAACACCUUGAUUCCAUCACAAGUCUUUACUCCAAGAGUAAAGAGUUCGGGGAUGACAAAGUUCAGUUGGCAAUGCAGACAUAUGAAAUGGUUGACAAACAUAUACGCAGACUUGAUGCAGACUUGGCUAGAUUUGAGGCAGACCUGAAGGAACGAGGAUCUUCAAACAUGUCAAACACAGAUUCUGAUUCUGGGAAGAAAACUAAUAAAGACAAGGACAAGAAAAGAAAGUCUAUGAAAGAAAAAUUUGAGGAUGAAAUUCCAAGGAAGAAAAAGAAAAAAGGACAAUCUGUUCCUGAAGUAGAGGAGCCCCCAGCUCCAGUAACCAUUAUCCCUCUUCCCAUUACCCAUCCCUCUGACGUCCUCGACAUGCCAGUAGAUCCCAAUGAACCUACAUACUGUCUCUGUCAUCAAGUGUCCUAUGGUGAAAUGAUUGGCUGUGAUAAUCUUGAGUGUCCCAUUGAAUGGUUUCAUUUUGCGUGUGUGGGUUUAAAAACAAAACCUAAAGGCAAAUGGUACUGCCCACGUUGUACAGAAGAACGGAAAAAGAAAUGAUAGUACUGCAAUAGUACUGUAGAACUGUUUAUAGGAUUCUAUAACGAGGGGCAUUCCUGUGAUUGACAGCUGUGACAUGUUGAACAGGGCAAGGAAGUGAAGAAUCUUCCAUCAUCACCACUCAUCAUGGUCUGGCUUGACUGGUCCAUGUCGCAUCUCUGGAAUGUGCUGUUAUGCAUGCCAAGGAUUUCUACAAACUAGAACAGCAACAUCUUCAUACAACAUACCCUGCUCCUUCAGCUACCAUUAUACAAUUUUCAUUGGUAUCAUCUAUCAUCUCGAAGGGUUCAAAAGAGCUGUGAAAAAAAUGCCUGGUCAACAGAUGUUCUAUGAUGUUGGUUCAUCUUCUGUGUUCCAAUAUUUAUCCAGUUCCUAAGAACUAAUCUUGCUAUUACCAGGUACCAUACUAACUGGCAAUCACUACUGCAUGUGACAAAAAUUCUCUGUACAGGUGAUUAUUGUCAAGAUGGAAUAUGUAUUAUUUCCUUUUUUCCCUUCAAAAUGGAUAUUUAAUGAAUGAUAGGCUACAUUUCCUAAGUAAGGUGGGAACAAUUAUUUUUCAGGUGUGCAGAAAUAUUAUUCCUGAAGUAAAAUAUUUAUAUCCGGGAAUUAACCCAUCUCUGUUGAUAAUCCCACCCACAUUUAUUGCAGUUUUAUACAAUAUUUUGUUCAGGGCUUAACUUAUUCAUCAUUGUAGACAUAUUGAAUAAAACUCCAGACAUAUCUGCAUUAUAGCUAUACAGAGCACUUUGUAUUAUAUGCGUUAGACUAAGGUCAACAUUAGUGUUUAAUUUAAUACACUUAACCUGGUAUCAGGACAGCUGGUCAUAUGAUUUAUUUAUCAAAUGUAACAAUUGUGGAGCCUUCAGUCUGUUUCACAGUAUUAAGAAUUUACAAUACAAUUGAAGUGCACUAGGAAAACAAGUGAGUAUAUAUUUUUAAUUGUGAUAAAAUGUUUUGUUUAAUUUCUCCACUUUUAAAUUUUGUACAUUUGCAAAUUUGUGAAAAUGUUAAAUGUAACUUGUAUCUAAAUAUUAAUGUACUUCACAAGAAAGUUUAAUCAUCUCAUCACUGAUAACAUUAUUAUGUGGUAUUACUGGGUAUAGGCCAGUCAUACCGGUAGUACACUGGACCACCAUGUAUCAUGGGCCAGUCAUACCGGUAGUACACUGGACCACCAUGUAUCAUGGGCCAGUCAUACCGGUAGUACACUGGACCACCAUGUAUCAUGGGCCAGUCAUACCGGUAGUACACUGGACCACCAUGUAUCAUGGGCCAGUCAUACCGGUAGUACACUGGACCACCAUGUAUCAUGGGCCAGUCAUACCGGUAGUACACUGGACCACCAUGUAUCAUGGGCCAGUCAUACUGGUAGUACACUGGACCACCGUGUAUCAUGGGCCAGUCAUACCGGUAGUACACUGGACCACCAUGUAUCAUGGGCCAGUCAUACCGGUAGUACACUGGACCACCAUUCAAUCUCAUUAUAAAGAACACCUAAUGUUAUUGUUAUAUCAUACUACCAUCCAUUCUUGUUAUAUGAAGUUGGUUUCACUGCAAUGAGCAUCUUUUUAUAUUAUUUAAUUCACAGUUAUCAAUAUUGAAGAAGCCAAUAUGUAUUAUCUCCAUCGUAAUGAAUUUAGAAAAUCAGAGAAAUAUUGGGAUUGUGUUGGACUGAUACCCCUACUUGUCUACUCGUUUGUGUUGAACUCAAUUUUAGAGCAAAGUUUGCUUAAAUUGUAGUUCCUUUUUUCAUGAUUUUUUAAAAAAAUAUUUUGGAAAAUAAUGUCACUUUUCAGCUAUGAAUAUUUAUUGGGCUCUAAAUCAAGGUUUGAAAAAAUCUCUUGAUUUGGUGUCAAAUCAUUGUUGUGAUGAAAUAUUGUUAUUUGAUGGAAUGUUAGAUCACAAAUUUAUAAUUUCUACAGUCAUUCAAAUUUGUCAGAAAUUUGUGGUGGUAUUGUUAGUCGAGACAUCCGUAGAGGAUGUAUCAGAUAUUAACUCCAUGGUAUUAAAACUAGGAUUAACAAGAUGAAUAUUUUCAGUAUUCUAGUUUUUGAAAAAAAAACAGUGAGCUGUAGUUUUCUUUUCUAAUGAUGGUACAGUUGUCAAUAUAUACCAGUACCAAAAGAUGUGUAAAGAUUAUAGAAAAAUGUACAUGUAGGUAGAUACUGAUGAAAUCAGUGAUAUUAUUUAAUUUUCAAAGUGUUACAAUCAGUAUUAUGUUCUGCAAUGUAAUCUAGACUGAUUGAUUUGCCUUGUGAAAUCCUAACAGCAAGGUAAGUAAUAUAGACCGGUGUUGGUUCUGUACCCAACAGGGAAAAGUUGGUUAGAUUUUUUUUUUUUUUUUCCUCAUUAAUUGCAUUUCUUAAUCAGCAUGUGUCAGUUGAUAUCCCCUAUAUCAUUUCAAAAAAUAUAUUUAGAAUUGUAGUUGGUGUCAUAUAUAUCACCAGUGUCCUGGUUCCAGUUAUGUAUUAUAUAAAUAAUUCAAUCAAAAGUAAUGAAAAUUUAGAUCGUAUUGUUUCUUUCAGAAAAGAAAUCACUGAUAAAAAAGUGUUAUUUAGAAAAUUAAAAAAGAAAAGGAAAACAAUUUGAGUUUUCAGUAAGCCUCUAUAAGAUGUUAACUUCCAUACGCAGUUGAAUGGUGAUGCUCCCUUCUGAAUCUCUUGAUUUUAAUGGUAUAUAUUUUAUCAUGUCAUCAACAUAUUGGAGGUUCAGAUUUUAAUUGUGAAGUGAAUGUAUUCUUGGUUGGUCAGUAGCUAGAGAGAGCUUUUCUAGCUUGAUUAUUAGGCUAGUAAUCCAUAGGUUGGUGUUCCUAACCUAGUAAAAGCACAGAAAUAAAUCAUCAUGUCUGUUACAUUAGUGUCCAUGGAAGGGCAAGGGAUUAAUAGUUAGAAUGGCUCCACAGGAUUCAUUCCAACUCUUGCAGGAAACUGAAAUAUUGAGUUGUUUCCUUAAGAAGGACGAACAGGUAUGUAACCCUGGUAAAUGCCAAUGUUGAUGCACUGCUUUGUUUAGCACUGAUGAGGGUACUCAACAUCUCAGGAUUCUUCUCGCUUUAUGUUGAUACUGAGUGUCUUAUUGUACUGCACACUUUGCUCUCAAACUACACAAGAAUUACGAUGAUGUUGAUCAGAUUGUGUUUUAUCAAAUUGAAGAAGUGAAUACACUUGUUCAAAUUUUAUACACAACUUUUAAAUGAAAGAAAUGUUUUCCGUAUAGAUAUAUGACAAAAUCAGCUCUGCUGUGCAAAAUGAGAAUCAUUUGUUUGUAAAAAAUGAAAUGGAGAAUCCUAUCUGAGUCAUUUUUGUAACCAUUUUCUAUAUUUUCACAAAGUAUGGUAACUAUUGUUUUUAGAAAACAACAUCAGUGGUUUUAGGCAAGGCUACACCAGAAAACCUGAAAGCUGUUGAGACAGCCAGAAAGUGGUUUAUGUAGAGGAAAUUCAGUAUCAAGCAGAAAAGUGCUAUCUGUUAGACUACUAGAGAUAUAUCAUAUUAGUAAGAUUUUUCUGGAAAAAGUUGAUUUAUUGAUUUAAGUUGACAAGGAGUUUGAUAUUUUGUUGAAAUUAAAGUUGAAAUUUUCUAGGAAUUGUUUUAUUGAUAAAUGUACCAGACAUUCGGUUAUUUUUUUUAUUCAACAUGAAGAAGUGUUUAAAUUGUAUUUCAUGGCCAAUUUUGAGCUCUGAUAAAUAUUGUUUUAGCAUAAUAUUAUGUUACUCUUUUGACACAACAUAUCUUCUGUAAUUUGCAGUCCUCAUGAAAAAUACCCACAGGACUGUAUAAUGUCCUCAUUUUCCAUCAGAGGUCCAUAAUACACCUCCGUAAUAAAACUCUUCUAAAUAAUAACUAAAAAAUUCUAAUACAGAAAAUAUGUUUGUGGAAAAUAGUGCAUCACAUUCUAUAGAAUUCGUAAUUUGGCAAGUUAGCAGUAAUAGAUUGAAUCAGUAAAGAAACUGCUAUAUCCUUGCCACUAUACUCUUUUAUUUUCCCAUUUAAAGAUAGACCUUACUUUUUCAACUUGGCUUGUGAAUUCUAUAUCCUUUGAAAUUAACUAGCGCUUGUGGGAUCCAUACACAUUGGUCCAUACAGGACUCGAGAUUGUGAGUUUAAUAAAUAUUGGACAACGGCUGGAACUUGUGGGGUCCAUACACAUUGGUCCAGACUUGAGUGUUUUAAUUCUGUACACAUUGGUUUAUGACUUAAGCUUAUCUGUGUGUUCUGUAAAUAGUUAGAGCUCCCAGGUGUCAAAAGCUUGUUUAACUGUUAACUGCAUCAUUAAAUGUUGGUGUUAUCUGCAUCUAA